Messenger RNA from Paramormyrops kingsleyae, 1847 nucleotides. It is a transcript of the gene tnfsf10, whose product is annotated as TNF superfamily member 10. Lineage: Eukaryota; Metazoa; Chordata; Actinopteri; Osteoglossiformes; Mormyridae. Gene Ontology annotation, cellular component: membrane. The record is from RefSeq and is a predicted model, not a curated record. Gene Ontology annotation, biological process: immune response. Gene Ontology annotation, molecular function: tumor necrosis factor receptor binding.
CCAAGCUCCGCCUCGUGUUUUUUAUGUAGUACAAUGCGGUAAAUCUUAGUGAACGUAACGUUGCAAGAAGCAACGAUGAGCAUGAGGAGUUCGAUGCAGUGGCUAGCGUUACUAUUUUUAGCAGCUAUUCUCCUGCAAACUAUCGCGGUGGCUGUUUCGUUUAUAUACUUCAGCAGCAUCUUAAGCACGAUGAAAGAAACGUUUUCAAAAAGCAGUAUAUCGUGUCUGAUGCGGGCAAACCUGAGAGCGGAGUAUGAUUUGGAGAGUGGAAAGGAUGACCCCUGCUGGCAGGUCUCGCAACAGAUUCAUUUCCUGAUUGAAAAGACGAUGUCUGGCCACUAUGACAAAGGAAUAUCAUCGGCAGUGAAAGGGGAAAUCUCCAGGGUGCUGCCUUAUUUGACAAUGGAGGAUCAAGAUGCUCCCCCUCGUCCUGAAAUCGCAGCUCACGUCACCGGAGGCCAUUUGGCCGAAACGGGCAGAACAGAGGGUCUGUCCACAAGGAAUGUUCUGGGCCAAAAGAUUCCAGCAUGGGAGUCGAAACGAGGCUUGGCGUUUCUGCACAACAUGGAACUGCACAACGGGGAGCUCAUCAUUCCCCAGAGGGGUCUGUAUUACGUCUACUCACAGACCUACUUCAGGCACUCCCAGACCUCCGAGGAGGAGACGGAUGAAGUCGCAGACGGGCCGACGAGCGCGUUAAGUGGCAAGCAAAUGCUGCAAUACAUUUACAAGAAGGUGGCGUCGUACCCGUCUCCCAUCCUGCUCAUGAAGAAUGCGCGAACCACCUGCUGGUCCAGAGAUGCAGAGUACGGCCUCUAUUCCAUUUACCAGGCCGGCGUGGUUCAGCUCGGUGUGGGAGACCGGCUCUUUGUGUCGGUCAGCAACAUCAGCACUGUGGACAUGGAUGAGAAGUCAAGCUUUUUUGGUGCUUUUCUGGUCAGCUAAUAAAGAAGAGUUUGGUUUGUUCCUUAUGUAGAACUGAAGACACCUCAUGGAAACAGAGGUGGAAGAACAAAGUGAUGAAGGUCUCCUGAUCAGUAAGCAUCUGAUCUACUGGUUUAUUGUGUCUUUCUGUCCAAGAUCUUGGGAGUGAGACUUUAAGAGAGACUGGUUGAACUUCCCUGUCAGUGCUGGUGACCUCCUGAGUGACAGUUUGUCCUCCUAGGUACUGGAAAGUAACUGAUAGGCUGCGAAGAGGUCAGCUGACAUAGCCAGUGUGACGGGACUUCAGAAUAAAAGAAUGUUGACCAUGAGAGAGAUUCUGGUCCACAUUAAUCAGAGCGGCUAUGCUGUUGAUCAGUGGAGCGAUGCAGCAGGUUCGAUCGGCAAUCAUAGCGGAAUGGAAUUUGUAACUUACCAACACGUUCUUAUGCUCAGCUUGUUCUGGACAAAAGUCCACACUGAGUGACUUUUUUUUCACCCAGGUAACACUUUAUAAAAAGUUUCCUUUAUACAAGAGCACUCUCUUUCUUAAAAUAAAAAAUAAGCAAAUACAUAUUACCUAAUACAAAUCACCCACCUUUGGUGAAUAAACCUUAGAUUCACUGGAAAGCAGGAGCUAUGAAGCUGCAGUUGUUAUUCAACAAAACUGCCCUGUUUUCUAAACUAAAGCUUAGCGGCCGCCGUAUUUUAAACGUUUGGCAGUGGUGACUCAGUCAAAUCACAGAUUCAUACCAAUAAGUGACAUUAAAAAUGUCUUAAUUUUUGUAUACUUAUUUGAAAUAAAUUGGGUUUGCACUUGAUAAUUUGUUGAAAAUUACGACUCCAAGCGCACCUGUUUCUUUGUAGAUAAUACCUUCCAGUCUUUUUGAUAUAUCAUGCUAAUCAAUAAAACAUUUGAUAGUUAA